Nannizzia gypsea CBS 118893 is the source of this 3060-nucleotide messenger RNA. Its product is annotated as copper-transporting P-type ATPase. Gene Ontology annotation, biological process: monoatomic cation transport. NCBI's taxonomy places the organism in Eukaryota, Fungi, Ascomycota, Eurotiomycetes, Onygenales, Arthrodermataceae. The transcript has 3 exons. Gene Ontology annotation, cellular component: membrane. The record is from RefSeq and is a predicted model, not a curated record. Gene Ontology annotation, molecular function: ATP binding; ATPase-coupled monoatomic cation transmembrane transporter activity; metal ion binding. Bases 1 to 3060 code for a protein of 1019 amino acids.
AUGGCCUGUGGAUCCAAGGCCGGAUGCUGUUCUGGCGACAAGAAGCCCCAGGACAAGCCCGUGGACAAGGACAAGGAUACGGAAACGGCCUUUUCUUCCUCCUGUUCGCCGGCUGAAGUCGGUGCUGAGACUAAAGUCGUUGCUCGUCUGCCUGCCAAAGAUGCUGCCUGUUGUGACCCGGAGGGCGACGAACGUUGCGACGAGACGUGCAUCGAGUCGUUGGCUGCUUAUGAGUGUCAGAAAGCCUGCGACGAUGCUCACGGAGCUGUUGCAUGGAGACGACGGGAAGCAUGGGGCCGUGGCCUGCAGCAGCCAUCUCCGUCUCGCCUUGAGCGCUUCAGCUCCUAUCUCGAGACGGCCCAGUGCAUCUGCCGCAGUGUCAUUGCCAACCACAGCCUCACUCCUUGCUGUGCCGGCCAGCCUGCCUCUUCUGCUCCAAAGGGUCAUCAUGAACAUGAACAUCAUGAAAAGUUUGGCGAGCUGGAUGAGAGCUCAAGCUGCUGCUCUGGCGGCCACGACCAUGAUGAUCACCAUGAUAACGAUGGACAUGACCAUGGCCACGGCCACGACAACACUGGAAACGGCAUCAUAAAGGGAGACACCGUUGACCUGGAAAAGUCCGCUGGCCACGAACAUGUCCUCCUCUCAGUCACCGGCAUGACCUGUUCCGGAUGCGGCAACAAGCUCUCCAAGGCCCUUCAGGAGACGCCCGCAGUCUUCAACGUCAAGGUCAACUUCGUCCUCGGUAACGCAGAGUUCGAUCUCGACACAACUCAAUUGUCCGUUGAGUCUCUCAUCGAAAGACUGGAUAAAGUCACUGGUUUCCGCUGCGUCAAGUCCUCUUCCUCCAACGACGACCACCAUGUUGAUCUACUCGUUCCAGCCGGCACUGCACCCACAGUCACCGCUGAGACUCUGCCCGCUGGAGUCAUCCAGGUUGAUACCCUCGAUGCAAAGACCGUCCGUAUAGCUUUUGAUCCGCUGGCUAUCGGGCCCAGAGACAUCAUCCAGGCCAUGGGAGAACGUACCACGGGACUCACGCCAAUCAACCACAAGGAUCCCUCUGCAGCCGCGGGCCGGAAACGGCUCUACUCGAUGCUAUACAAGACUACCUACGCUGCCGUGCUUACCAUUCCAGUCCUCGUGCUAGCAUGGGGCCAUACCCUGACUUCCAUGCGAACCAAGGCUAUCGUCUCGCUUGUUCUAGCCACCGGAGUGCAGGUGCUAGCCAUACCUGAGUUCUACAAGCCGGCCAUCACCUCUCUCAUCUACAGCCGCGUAGUCGAGAUGGACAUGCUGGUCGUCAUCAGCAUCACGGCUGCGUACCUCUACUCCGUCGUCGCAUUUGGCUUCACAAUGGCUAACAGACCUCUCGCCACGUCUGAGUUCUUCGAAACAAGCACUCUACUCAUCACCCUUGUGCUAUUCGGUAGGCUUGUGGCUGCCUAUGCUCGCAUCCGUGCCGUCGAGGCGGUGUCUACCCGCUCCUUACAGCCUGCUACUGCCCUCUUGCUUGAACCCAACGCCACCCAGGCCAGAGAGAUCGAUGCCAGACUGCUGCAGUUCGGAGACAGGUUCGUUGUCUCGCCUCACUGUACCGUCCCCACUGACGGGCGAGUGUUGGAGGGCACAAGCGAGGUCGACGAGUCCAUGCUGACGGGUGAGAGUCUGCCCGUUCUUAAGAAAAAGGGGUCGCAGUUGAUAGCCGGCACCAUCAACGGCUCGGGUUCACUGACUGCUCUCCUGACUCGCUUGCCGGGCAAGAACACCGUGGCUGAGAUAUCGAACCUGGUCGAAGAGGCGUCCAGCCAUAAACCAAAAGUCCAGGAUCUAGCUGAUAGAGUCGCCGGAUGGUUUGUUCCAGUGGUUACUGUUGCUGCGUCUAUCGUCUUGAUCGUCUGGCUGCUCGUCUGUCUCUUGGUCCGUAACCAGUCUGCCGGUGGUGCCAUAGGUACUGCCAUCACAUAUACCAUUGCCGUGUUUGCCGUCUCCUGUCCCUGUGGCGUUGGUCUGGCUGUCCCCAUGGUCCUCGUCGUUGCAGGUGGUAUCGCUGCUCGUGGAGGCGUCAUUAUCAAGUCCGCCGAGUCCACUGAGCGUGCAUACAAGGUAACAGACGUCGUGCUCGACAAGACCGGAACCAUUACAACUGCCGACCUCGAGGUCGUCGAGACCGUCUUACUCUCUGCUUCUGCAUCGGAGGAGAACAAAGAAGAUACCCUCGCCAUCACCGCAGCCUUAGUCCGCGAUAACAAACAUCCCGUCUCCGUUGCAGUGGCCAAACAUCUCACCGACCAAUCCCCCCAACGCCUCGAAAACAUCCGCAUCAUCCCCGGCGCAGGCGUAGAGUGCGUUAGAGACGGCACUACCACCUUCCGCGCCGGCAGCGCUCGCUGGCUCCAUGUCCAAGCCCACCCAGACGUUUCCCGCCUCAUCAACCAAGGCAUGACAACCCUCUGCAUAGCCCGCAACUCAACCUUGCUCGCCGUGUUCGGACUCAAGAAUAAUCCCCGUCCCGAAUCCGCGCGCGUCAUCCAGAAGCUCCAAUCCCGCGGCAUAACAGUGCAUAUCGUCAGCGGCGACGAAACCAAAGCCGUUGAAGAAAUAGCUGCUACAGUAGGUAUAUCUGCCGCUCAUAUAGCUGGUCGUCAAACCCCGGGAGACAAACAGACCUACGUCCAACAGCUCAUGCAAGACGGCAAAACAGUACUUUUCUGCGGAGAUGGCACCAAUGAUGCAGUUGCUAUCACGCAGGCAGACGUGGGAGUUCAGAUCGGUUCCUCGUCAGACGUCAGCAGAGCAACGGCGGAUGUUGUCUUGCUUAGCGGACUGGAAGGUAUCGUGGUAUUGCUUGAUGUCUCGCGGGCGUCUUUCAGACGUAUUGCGUUCAACUUCAUUUGGUCAGGUCUGUAUAACGUCUUCGCUAUACUGUUGGCUGCUGGAGCGUUUGUGUAUGUGCGUAUCCCCCCUGCGUAUGCUGGGCUGGGUGAGAUAGUGAGUGUCUUGCCUGUUAUCCUGGCUGCGCUGAGCAUGUUCUGGACCAGACGCUCCUUUGCCGUUUGA